GGCUCGAAGAUUCCCGUGCCUAGUCUCACAGUCUCGCGUUAGCUUCGAGCACCAGACUCGUUGCAGUCAACUAGUCUCGCGCCUUUUAUUCUCGGGUACCCGUGUGCCGAGCUCGAAAUGACCGCCUCCGUGGCGUUGGUAGCAUUGGCAUUGGUCCAUUCAGCUGUGGCCAACAGCUGUGAAGAGGUGUGGUUCGUGGAGGGCAGCUUCCUGGGGGAGUCCUUCACCUGCGGGGAGCGCAUUGUGUACCUCCAGUCUCCUCCAGGAGGCCUUCUCACCGAGCAGGAGGCUCGCGUGCAGACAGCAUUGGAGGAGCUGAAGUGCGCGGACUGCUGGCCCUGGCAGAAGUACCGAGCGGAUGUCACUGAGAGGUCUGCAAAGCGCGGGGUGGCCAUCGAGAACCACCUGCUCACAGCGGAGGCGCUCUCGGGACUCUCGCAGAUUGUGAGCUGGGGCAUCACCUGGGACUUCCAGUUGCAGAACGGGCCAGACGAGACCGUGUGGAAGAUGGCGGGUGUGGACUUCCUGCCCUUGAUCUGGGGCGCAGAUACCAUCCCCUUGGCCCAAGAGGUGGGCUUGCCGGAUGGCACCCGAGCCUUGCUUGGCUUCAACGAGCCCAACUUCCCGGACCAGGCGAACCUGCUGCCGACCGAGGCGGCCGCGAGGUGGGCAGAGGUGGAGAAGCUGGCGGAGGACUACAACAUCACCACCAUCGUGUCGCCCUCCAUGAACUACCAUCCGUCCAUGGACCCCAUCGAAUGGCUGGACCAGUUCUUCGCCGCCUGCGAGGGCUGCAAAGUGGACGCCAUCGGCUUGCACGUGUUCACCUGCUACGCCGGGGGCUUGAAGUACCACCUGGACCGGUACCGCGUUUUCAACAAGCCCAUGUGGGUGACAGAGAUCGCCUGCUCGGACCCGGCCUCGCCGGAGCGGUUGAACGCGGCGGGCCAGAUGGCGUACAUGAAGGAGGCGAUCCCGCUCCUGGAGGCCGACGAGGACGUGGCCAUGUACGCCUGGUUCAGCUACUUCGCGGACGAGUGGGCGCAUCCCAUCGUGGACGGCCUGAACGGAGAUGCAGGCAUCGUUUUCCCCAACGGUACACUCACCCCGCUGGGAGAGCUCUACAACUCCUUCGCUGCGCAGAAGAACCUGUCGGAGGUGAACAUUACCGUGCCCACCUCGACCACGAAAACGAGCACGACCUCGAGCACCACCAAUUCCAGCACCACCACAGUCUCCAGCACCACCAGCAAAUCCUCCUCCAGGACCACAUCCUCCACUGUGUCUGGCACUUCGACCAUCAGUGCUACCACAACCGCCACCUUCACAAGCAAAACCCUCACCUCCACCAAGACCAUCACCAUCACCACCUCCCAGACUUCCACUGUGAGCAGCACCACGAGCGUGUCCUCAACCGCCACAUCGACUCUUUCAUCCACAACUGCAUCAUCGGUGACUGCAACAGCCACCUCUGCGACUGCAACAGCCACCUCUGUGACUUACACCGGACCAUCAACCAUCUCAUCAACUGCCACCAGCACCAUCUCAUCCACUCUCUCGUCAACCAUCUCAUCGACUGCCUCCUCAACAACAAAAUCCACCAGCGCAACCACCGCAACCAACACCGGCACCAUGUCCAGCACCACAGCAGUUGCAGAGACAACGCUGGGGCUGACACCUGCUCCUGAGAUAGAGACAUCCACCACGGAGUCUACCACAGAGUCUACCACAGAGUCUACCACGGAGUCCACUACGGAGUCCACUACGGAGUCUACCACGGAGUCCACCACGGAAGCGCGCUCCACGACCCCGGAGCCGGUGCGGAAUUGGACCACCCGGCUCCUCACAGGCACGGCCACGGGAGCGGCGCCCAGCACCACAUUGCCCCAAGGCGAGCCCACCACCACGGAGCCGGAGCCGGAAGACAAUUCCACCAACGAGACCGAGGAUUUGUCCUGCACGGAUGCCAUGACAGCCUACUGCACUGCGGAUCCGGAGACGGCGCCCUUCUUUCCCUUGCACCACUGCCAGGACUGGCGGCUGCACGAUGCCAUGUGCUCGCGGAGCAGCGGCGGCCCAGCCUUCGCAGGCCUCGACACGCCGGAGACCAGCAGCUUCCCUGUGAUCUUCAUGAUCCUGGCCAUCAUCGCCGCCUUGAUGACGGGCGCUGCCAUCGCCUCGUUGCUCCACCGCGACCGCUGCGGCUGGUGCCUGGCGCUGCUCUGCUGUCGGCGCAAGAGCCGCGCGGAGCAGGAGCAGGAGGCGUUGAAGCGCUGCGUGAGCGGCAAGUCCGACUGGCAGGCGGGGUGCCUGUCUGUCAUGGCCAAUGCCAACAACUCCCACGCCAACGCACGCGUGGCCCCUGCCCCCGGGGUGCUGCUGCCCUUGGAAGCGGUGGCUCGGGACCGCGAGGGCUCGCCCAUGAUGCAGGCCCUGAGCUGCAAGAGCAACCGGAACCUGGAGAUCGCUGUGGGCACCCCGGUGGGCACCACCCCUGCGAGCCGGGCCGCGGCCUUGACCAUGCUCACGGAGGCCAUUGCCAAGGCCACCAACCCGGAGGUGUCCCUGGACGAGAAGCAGAGCUUCCUGGACCAGACCGGCCGCUUCUUGCACUCCUCCGCGGCCAUGAACCUGCCGAUGAACGUGCGCCAGGAGGCUGAGAUGUGGCAGUCGCGCCAGGAGGAGCGGCUCCAAAUCGCUCGGUCCAUGGAGGCGGUGGCCGACCGCUGCGAGUCUUUAGAGAUGGCGGCAGGGGAUGUCCCCGAAGAGACGGACUCCCUGAGGAACCUGCUGGCCCGGGCCAAGGUGGCCAACGAGGACCGCGAAGCCAUGCUGGCGGAGGCCGCCAGGAGAGCCGCGGCCUUCCAGGAGGAGUUGGAGGGCCAGCGCCUGAAGUUGAAGAAGCGCAAGAAGGGCGAGCUCGCGGCGGUGCUGCAGAAGGUGGAGCUGGCAGAGCUCCAGGAGAAGGCUGUCCAUGAGAUGGAGGCCUUGAAGGACAUGGGCUGCGAGCCUUUGGGCGACGAUUGGAAGGCAGCCUGCUGCGCCCUGGAGGACGCCUGGAAGGUCUUUGAGGAGGACCUGGGUGCCGCCUCGGAGCAGUGCAUGAUGCUGGUGGAUGACGCCGCCACUGCCAAGAUCUUCUCGGAGGACAACGAGCGCCAGGCCGCGCUGGCGGAGGCGCUUAGACGCCAAGCGCUCUUCCAGGAGGAGCUUGCGAAGCAGCGCGCCAAGCUGCAGAAGCGGGGCAAGGCCAAGAGUGCGGCUGCAGUGCCCGUGGAACUGGGUCGGCAGCUGGAGGAUGAAGCCGUGUUCAUGCACCUGAACCUUGAGCGGGAGGCCGCCAUGGAGGAGUGCACAAUCUUCGCAGACAAGUGCUUGGCAGAGGGCAAGUUGGCGGAGCAAAAGGAGUGGAUGGAUCUGUACUCGGGCUGGCAGGAGGCCAACAAAGAGUUGGUGCAGGAGCCACAGGAUGAGCUCGAGGGCAAGUGGGCCACGCUGAAGGCCAAGCUCGCCAAGGCCGGCGACGGCGGCGACGAGCACCUGAAGCUCCUGGCGGAGGCGGCGCGGCGGGCCGCAGCCUUCGAUGAGGAGCUGCAGAAGCAGCGGUCCCAGAUGAAGCGCCGCCGCAAGGCCUUGGAGAAGGACGGAGAGAUGGCGGCGGAUCCCUUGGAGGCCUGCCGCACCGUGGCGGACGAGGAGAUUCUGCGGCAGCUGGCGCUUCAGCAGGCAGAGGCGCUGCAGCAGUGCGAGGCUAUGGCGCAGCAGGACGCAGGCAACCGCGAGGCCUGGGAGGAGCUUGGCUCUGCCUGGGCGCAGAUGGAGAAGGACAUGGGCAAGGCGGAGAAGGAGGCGAGAGAGGCGGCCAAGGUGGUCACCGGGGAUGGCAGCGGCCUGAUGGAGGCCCUGGGCCUGGUGAGCGAUUCCGCCGGCGGCAAGCGCCUGAUGGAGGACGACAGCGACGCGCGCCGUGCCGCGCUGCAGGAGGCGGCCCGGCGCAUCUCCACCUUCGACGAGGAGUUGGCCAAGCAGCGCCUGGCCAUGCGCCGGCGCCGGGACAGCGGAGAUGCCACCGGCGCCCGCGCCCUGGGCAGUGCCCUGCUGGACGGGGAGGCCCUGCAGUCGUUGGCGGCCCAGCGAGCGGAGAACUUGGCGGCCUGCCAGCAGGCGGCGGAGGCGGCCAAGGACGAUGCCUCGCCUUGGAAGGAGUUGGCCAAAGUGUGGAACGACCUGCAGGUGGACUUGGAGGAGGCCAAGCAGGAAGCCACCGAGACCGCGGGUCCCGCGGCGAGCGGAACCGGAAACCUGUCGGAGGUGAUGGCCACGCGGGGCCUGGCGGCUGCGGCCCGGAAGGCGGCGGCCUUCGAGCGGGAGCUGGGGCGCCUCAUGGCGGACAACUCCGUGAAGGCCUCCAGCGCCGUGAGCAACGAGGUGCGCUACGCGCGGGAAGUGGCCACCGUCCAGAAGCUGCGUGAGGAGCACGCAGAGGGCGAGGCGGCAUGCCAGGCCAAGGUCGCCGAGAUCCGCGCGGGCGGCGGAGAGAACGUGGCGGAGUGCCGCGACGCCUGGCAGGAGCUGGUCACUUUGUGGCAGGACCUGUCCAAAGACUUGGAGGCCUUCGCGAGUUCGCUGGCGCCCAGCGAGCCCUCGGUGCUGCGCAAGUCCUUGGUGGAUGCCGUGGCGGCGGCCUCCAAGGUCUCCCAAGACGAUCGCCAGACGCAGCUGGCGGAGGCAGCCCGGCGAGCCGCCCAGUUUGACGAGGAGCUGCAGCGCCAGCGCCAGCGACUCUGCCGCCGCACCAAGAAGAAGCCCAGCGACGGCGCCGAGUCGCCGGAGCCGCUGACGGAGCGGCUGCUGGCGCUGGGGGAUGCCGUGGAGCUGCAGGUGCUGGCUGCAGACCAGGAGGCCGCCAAAUCGGCAUGCCAGGAGGCACUCAGCAAGGCACAGGCAGAGAAGAAGUGGGAGGAGGCCCAGGGCUGGAAGCAGAUCUUGGAGACCUACGACUCGCUGUCCACGGAGCUGCAGGACACCAAGAAGGCCGUGGAGUCCAAAGGCGGCUUCGCCGGAACCAGCGAGGAUGCGGAUGGAAGGCGCCUGGUGAAGCAGGUGGCUCAGGACCAAAAGGCGAGUGCGCAGGAGUGUCUCAAGGCAGUGGAGGAGGCGCUGAACGCGGACCAGGGCCCUCUACAGGAGCUGCUAGAGGCCCAGCAGAACCCCCGCUCCGCGCGCCACAGCGGGAAGAUCAAGGGCGCGGAGGUCACAGCGCAGGUGCAGACCUGGGAUGUGCUGGCAGAUGCCCAGGGCCUGUUGGAUGCGCUGCAGAAGAAGGAUGGAGACUCGGUGCAGAAGAUGCAGAGCCUAAAGCGUACGGGCCAGGAGGCGGCCAAACAGCUCGAGAGCAUCGCCACGGAGCAGACCAAAGCGGCGGAGAAGGAGGAACGGAAGGCCUCCAAGGGGAGCCGCCAGGCCUCCAAGGAGCGGGUGACCCACGCGGUGGGGUGCCAAACCGUGUUCCGGCUCGGGGGCAUGGCCUGGCACGCGAACCCGGCGGUGCAGAAGCUGCUGGAGGAGCUGAUGAAGGUCACCUCCACGGGGCCGACCAGUGAUCCGGAGCAGCUGAACCAGCUGGAGACCGAGGUGCAAGCGGUGAUGGCGCACUGGCAGAAGCACUCCAUCGACAAGCCCCGCCAGCGCCAGGAGAACUCUCCGAUGCCCCCGUCCAGAUCUUCGUCGCGCAAGUCCUACAACCCGCCUGCGCCCGCGUCGCCCCCCACCAUGCUCGAGGCAGACAUGGCCAGCGGAGCACAGAGGAAGCAGGUAGAGACGCCCGAGCUGCCGGCCUCAUGGGGCAGCUUCAAGCGCGGACAGCUCCAGGUGGAGAUGGGCACCUCGGCAUUUCAGAGCUCCACCUUUGAUUCGCCCAGCCGCGGUGCUUCCAAGUCCUCCUGCGCCCCCUCGGAGGAGGGCCCUUCGCCCAAAGAACCCAAGGAGUCCAGGAAGAUUUUGCGCCAGCAGGGCAGCCGGCGUUCCUCGCUGGGCAGCGAGGGUCAGUCCAGCGAGCCCCUGAAUUUGUCCAUCUCCCGGCGUCGCCGUGAGGGCAGCCACACCGACUCCGGCGCAGGGCCGGAUGCCCCAGUGCCCGGCCAGCCGGAGGACGCGUUGCACGGGGACUUGUUGGACCAGUUGGAGCACCUGAAGCCGGAGGGCCGCGACCGGCGCCCGAGCUCUGCCCGCCUAGCGGGGCCUGGGGACGGCAGCCUGCUGGUGCCCCACAACGAGACGUCUCGGGCCUCCAGUCCCUCGAGCAACGGCCAGAGCGCCCCUAUGACCCCUCGAUCUCCCCGGCGCCUGGAUCCUAUCCGCCGCGGGCCACCGCUGCCCUCCGCGGGCCAGCUGCUACUGGGAAGCGGCAGCCCCACCAGCCCCACCAGCCCCAACUGAGGAAAGAGCCUCGCGCCCUGCUUGUGCGCGGAGGAGGAAGAUGGCAGGUGCCAGAAACGUGGGAAAGGCGAGAAGCGAGACUGGAUUUUCAGCAGGAAGGAUAAGAGACAGGAUUUUCAUAAGCGUCUAAAACACUGUCAAAGCAUUCGAGCCCAGCAUGCCAGAGGCAGAAAAGGCCCAAAGUUGAGCUGAGAGCGCUUCACAAAGUAGACGUCCGAUCCUUCACAAGCCGGGCACCGUGAUUGAAGAGGUAAAACUUGUUGAUCCUUGUCUCCUCUAGCAGAUGACAGUACUUUUUUCGUUCGGGCCAACUAGGAUUGACUAACCU
Effrenium voratum is the source of this 6766-nucleotide messenger RNA. The record is from the annotation of a GenBank genome assembly. NCBI's taxonomy places the organism in Eukaryota, Dinophyceae, Suessiales, Symbiodiniaceae.